AUGAAGAGAAUACGACCCUCACGAUGGAGCGGCCAAUUGCUCCAGGCCCGCCGCGGCGCCGGCAUCCCAGCCGCUAGAACGCCUCUCUGCCUCGCCGUCAGAUGCCAAUCGACCUCCUCCGUCCCCGCGAGCGACUCCUCGACCCUCGACUCUUCUUCUUCCGCCUCACCUCCUCCUGCUCCUCCCCUCCCGGCUCCCUCAUUCGACCGGGCUCCCCAAUCCGCAAAGCUCGCCGCCCUACACGCCCGCCUCUCCCUCUCGAAGAAGAUCCCGCUGCAGACGCUCGCCAGGGCCCUGGUGACGCCGUCCGCGGACGCGAACCCCAACUUCAACAAUGCGAACCUGGCCUACCUGGGGAGCACAAUCAUCAACUUCCACGUCUACGAGUACCUCGUCUGCAAGUGGCCCCGCCUGCCAAUGGCCAUCCUGUACGAGGCGCUGAGGGCCUACGCCGGCGACGAGUCGCUGCAGCAGAUUGCCCGGAGAUGGGGUGUCGAGGCGGCUGCCGCACCCGGGGAGGAAGUCGACCCGGGCCUGCUGCAGUGGAAGGCCGGCGAGAGCAACGUGGUCAACACGCGCUGGGGGUACAUCCGCUCCGAGGCGGCCAAGGGAAAGGCCUGGAGGCGAGGACUGAGCAGCCGCGUCGUCUUGGACAGCGACUUUGGUGACCAGGUCAGCAGCAGCAGCAGCAGCAGCAGCAGCAGCAGCGCCUCCGAGUCCGAGAGGCUAGAGUACAACACGCUGCAGAGCGAGGCUUUUGGCUCCGUCGUCCAGGCCGUCAUCGGCGCCAUUUACACCCACUGCGGCCGCGACGAGGCCAAGGCCUUCGUCAAGUCGCACAUCCUGUCGCGCGAGCUCGACCCUUCAAGACUCUUCCAGUUCAAGCUGCCCACCCGCGAGCUGGCCAUGCUGUGCGCCCGCGAGGGCUUCGAGCCCCCCGUCGCGCGCCUCGAGAGCGAGACGGGCCGGCUGUCCCGCACGCCCGUCUACGUCGUCGGCAUCUACAGCGGCAAGGAGAAGCUGGGCGAGGGCACCGGCGCCAGCCUCGACGUCGCCCGGCGGAAGGCGUGUAUGACGUCGCUCAAGGCGUGGUACCUGUAUAGCCCGGGCAACAAGGUGCGGGUGCCCAGCGACAUGAUGGAGCCGGGCGCCAAGCCGUGGACGGCGCCGCACAUUGAUAUCGGUGAAAUCAUCUAA
Trichoderma reesei QM6a is the source of this 1197-nucleotide messenger RNA. RefSeq lists its product as uncharacterized. The coding region runs from base 1 to 1197 and encodes 398 amino acids. Lineage: Eukaryota; Fungi; Ascomycota; Sordariomycetes; Hypocreales; Hypocreaceae. The transcript has a single exon. Gene Ontology annotation, biological process: primary miRNA processing; regulation of gene expression; rRNA processing. The record is from RefSeq and is a predicted model, not a curated record. Gene Ontology annotation, cellular component: nucleus. Gene Ontology annotation, molecular function: ribonuclease III activity; double-stranded RNA binding.